This is a messenger RNA of Dermatophagoides farinae (American house dust mite), 3891 nucleotides long. Lineage: Eukaryota; Metazoa; Arthropoda; Arachnida; Sarcoptiformes; Pyroglyphidae. The record is from RefSeq and is a predicted model, not a curated record.
AACGAGUUGGAUCUGCGCAUGUUUUUAAAAAAUCACGCCACAUAUUUUUUAUUUUUUAUUUUAUCAUCACAUUUCAAUUUGAUGUUUGACGAAUGUUUUCGUAUGAUCAUAAUGUAUGAUUGAUGAUACAUCGGCCUAUCAACCUGGCCAUUAAAUGAUAGUGUUGCGUUUCCAACUAGACAUCCUUUAUAAUUUUUGUUUGGAUGAUUUGAAAUUUUUUGUUUUAUUUGAAAAUCAUCACCUGAUUUUUUCAAUAGUAUUUGAAAUGGUAAUAAAUUUUUUCUACGUUUUCGAUAAUUUAAAAUCUUGUUCAAUUUUCACAAAUAUAACGCUUAGACAAAAAGAUGGAUCGACAAUCACAACAACAACAACAACAACAACAACAACAGCUUCAAUUUGAUUUAUUCAAUUUGAAUGAUGAUUUUUUGGACCAAAAUCUUUCAUCAAUGAUGAUGAUGGGCGAUGAACAUAAUCCAAUGGAAUUUGAUCCAACUUUAUUGUUACAAGAUGAAAAUUUCGAUGAAUUAUUCGAUAGUAUAAGUUUGACUGAUCAGCAACAGAAGAAUAUUUCAGUAAAUGAUAACGAUCUUGGUAUGUUGAUGCAAGAUUUAUCCGAUAAUCCCAUUACGACAAACAAUUCUUUCAUCAUACCUCAACAACAACAACAACAACAAAGACAAUCGAUAUCGGCUAAUUUUCAGUCGCAGAAUUUUUCCCAACAACAAUAUCAUUCGAAUCCUAAUUCAAGCCAACAAUUUCAAAUUUUCCCACAACAACAACAACCACAAACACAGAAUAUGACUGGAAAUGUUCCAUUCACAUUUGGCCAACAAUCUCAACAAGAUGCCGGGUUUAAGUUUUCUAUGCCAUUUAAUAUUCCACCUGAACAGCAGCAACAGCAACAAAAACCGCCCACACAACAACAACAAACCAAAGUACAGAUUGUUAAACCAACUACAAUACUUAAACCGAAAAAUCAUCCGACACAACAUCCGUCUGAUGUACCGCUUCAAUCAGCAGCUCAACAACUUCAUAUUGGAAUCACUGAGAAUGGGCAAACAAUACUAUAUCAAUUACCGACAAAUGCUCAGACAAAUCCGACCGUCGUACAGGUGAAAGCUGAACCCCAGGAAAUGAUUCAACCAUCUCAGUCAGUACUAAUUCAAUCAUCUAAUGGUCCAAUAUUAACAUAUCGAUUAGCUGGGGCUUCCGGUUCUUUUGCUGCUGCUGCUGCAUCCACACCUGUACUCAUAAAACCAGCGACAACUGCCGUACAGCCGCAACCUAUCAAAAGUGAAAAAAUUGAUGGUGGAAAAAUAUCCAUUCAACCGUUGGUUUCUAACAACAAUGAUUCGAUGCAAAUAUCGAAUUGUGCUAGUCCACAACAACAGCAGCAGCAUCAACAACCGGAAAAACGUUCGGCCCAUAAUGCAAUUGAAAAACGUUAUCGAUCUUCUAUCAAUGAUAAGAUAUUGGAAUUGAAAACUAUUAUUGCCGGACCAGAUGCUAAACUUAAGAAGGCUGUGAUCUUACGAAAAGUUAUUGAAUAUAUUCACUAUCUUCAAAAGCGAAAUCAAACACUUGAAACGGAAAUGAAUGUAUUGAAAAAACGAUUGGAAAGUGUUGGUCUUUCCACAAUGACAACAUUGGCCGAUAUUAGCAACAACAACCAACAAUCAUCAACAACAACAAUGUUGCCAACUUCACCCGGAUCCGUGUCAUCAUUAUCAUCAUCAUCGUCAUCAUCCAUUAUGUCUCCUGCAUCUUCACCAUCGACCAUUCAAAAGCCUCCGACACCACCAAGUUUCUAUCGUGAUCCAUCACGUCUUAUGUGUUUUGCUUUGAUUUUGACCGUGGUCACCUAUAAUCCAUUGGGAAGUGUUGUAGAGAAAUCCUCUUCAUUGGUCAAUUACGAAUCGAAUCAUGUUGGUCGUACCAUUUUGAGUUUUAUGUCGAGAACCACCGAUUAUGAUGCAACAAGCUUUUCCACUUCUUUUUGGAUGAGAGCAUUUAAUUUUACCAUUGCCGAUAUACUCAUCUGGUUGGUCAAUGUUUUUGUUUGUUAUCGAAUCAUCCAGAUGGCCUAUUAUAAAUCACAUGCUAGCAGCGGUAGUCAACAGCAACAUCGUCGAUUAAAUUAUGAUCAUAAAGUUCAUAAUCAAAGUCUUUCGAAUGGGAAUCAAGCAUUACGUGAUGGUGAUAUUGGUAGUGCGACUGGCUGUUAUCUUCAAGCUUUGAAAGAAAUUACCGGACAAUCGAUGCCAAUCGAGUCAACUAUAAGUCAACUUUAUUGGAUUGCACGUGCAAUCAUCAUGUUGUAUUGGAAUGAAACAAUUGCACUUAUUCAAUCAUUUUUGCCAAUCUCAUCGACGACCACGGAUGAUUGGAAAUCCUGCAAAUUUUGUGCAUCCUCCGAAUGUGAUCAGAUCAUUGGUCAACGAAUCGUAUGCUAUCUAUACGGUCGUUUGACCAUGGUAACAUUGUUGAAAAAUCAAGGGCAGCCAUCAUUGUUGUCAUAUGUUUAUGCAUUCACCGGAAUCAAUGAAUCAUUUCGAUUCGAUCAGAAUCAACAAGAUGGCAAAAGUCAACGUUCAAUGGCCUAUUUAUUGACGGCAAUCUUAUUGAAACCCCAGCAUAAUAUAUUUGCUCGAUAUUUUUGGCAUAAAUCAUAUGCUACAGCUCAAUCAACUAAAGUGGCACAGGAACAGUUUCUAUUAUGUCCAUUGGGUCGUCGUUAUUUUAUGAAACCUUAUCUUCAUUGGUCAUAUGCAUUCGAUAAGCCUUCGAUUUUUAUUGAGACCAAAUCAACAGUUACAUCGAUGAUGGCAUUCAUUGCUGCUAAAUAUCGAAAAUAUCUGAUCAAAAAAUGUUUAUUAACCAUGAUGAAUCCUAGACAUGGUGUCAAUAUUAAACUACGUGAAGCUGAAGUUGCACCAUCCAUUACUAAAACUGGAAAAAUGGAACACAUCCCGUUGAUAGAUUUGAUUGAUGAACUUGCCAAAAAUGCUGAACAAUUUGGUGAUGAAACAUCACUUUGGUGGUCACAAGUUAUUCGUAUUGGUUUCUAUUUUCUUACUGGAAAUGAUCAAAAAGCUGUUGAAAUCAAAUGCCGUUUUCCAUCAUCAUUGCGUAACAAUCUACUUGCUUUGUCAUUAAUGUUUGCUAGUUGUUUGAAGAAAUACGUAUCAAUUGAUAGACAUUCUGGACGUUGGAAUUCAAUCAAGAAAAUUGGCCAUUUUCUUCAGCUAUUAGAUCGUGCUUCAUAUGAAUUACGAAAAUCUUUUGAAGCCAAUUCCAACAACACUAUCAAUGGUGGUGAUGUAUGUGACGAUUGUCAUGUACAAUUGGUUGAAGCAUUUCAAUUGCUUGCACUUGAUUGGAUCCUUUCGAGCCGAGUACAGUUGUGGCAACAUUUUCAAUUGUUGUCCAAUCAAGUGGAAGAUCAACAACAACAACAAAAUAACCAGAAACAAUUAUCGACUAUUCGUAAUUAUUCAAUUUCUGCUUUCGGACAAGAUUUAAAAGUAUUGCGAUAUCUAUCACAAUCGAUGAUGAGUUCAGCACGUACAAAACUCUAUUAUUAUGAAGGUGUAUAUCGAUUGAUUAGUGGUGCCAGUCCAUUCGAAGCUCAACUUUUGUUUGGCCGUGCAUUAAGAAAACGAAAUUGUGGUCAUAAAUCACCAAAACUUAUAUGUUCGCCUGGUACACAUGAUGAGCCACCAUCAUCAUUAAGUGAUAUUGAUGAUUAUGCUCGAUCAUUGCAGAUGAGUGCAACAUAUAUGCCUGACCAAUAUUUCAUUAGUACCGGUGAAAGACGUGGAUUAAUUCAAGAGAUGAAAUCACUACGUGCCCAAUAUGGACGAUCCGAACAUUUAAUUGUUUCAUAAUGGU